CCGCGUCGUCAUCGUUCGCUCGGGAUCGUCCUUUUGUCCUCCGCCAACGGCCAACCCCCCGGACGAACGGCGGAAGAGCACACGCACACGCGGUGCCAUCUCCGGCGAGCAUCUCCGACGAGGCCUCGAUCGCCUUCGUACCGGCACACAUGGGUCCUGGGUUUUCCUUCUGCAAAUGGGGAGCGAGGGAGGGAGGCGAUGUGAUUAUGCUGCCGGUAGAUGGGAAACAACGGGAAUGUGCAGUUUUUUCUGAGAUAUAACUCCAUUUAAAAUUUGUUGCCGAGGUAGAUUCCUAGGAAUUUAUAUCUCGAGUUUUGGUCUCUAGGAUCAAGGGUCACACGAGCAGACCUGUGCCGCCACAGUGCGCGCGUUGUGACCGGUGCAGGAUUAUGGCGACAAAUGCUGUAGAUAACAGCUUUUUACAACGGUUUGUGUGAGUGGGAAGAUUGGUUUUGUUUUUAAGAAUUUGGGCGUGGGCUGAGGUUGCAUAUGAGGUCUGUUUUGGACAUUUACUCCGGGACUAUGGUAGUUCCUUCCUGGCCAUUGGUUUUCUAACAAGAAGUGCAGCGAUUAGGCCAUAUAUGCAUUGUAGGAACUUGAUUGAAACAAGUCUUAAAUCCAGGAUUGGGGCUCCAUCUACAGCAUUAUGGGCUCAGUCAACGGGUUAACAAGUUUGCAAGGAAAGAAACCCCUCUUCUCUUUUGGGGUCAUUUCCGAUGUCCAACAUGCUGAUAUUCCUGAUGGUCGGUCAUUCCUUGGUGUUCCACGAUACUAUCGGAAUAGCAUUACCGUAUUGCAAAGGGCAGUUAUGCAAUGGAACCAUCAUGGGAAUCUCAAAUUCGCAGUUAAUCUUGGGGAUAUUGUUGACGGAUUCUGCCCCAAGGACCGUUCUCUUGAUACCGUCUCAAGAGUUGUGAAUGAAUUCGAGAAAUUUAAUGGUCCCGUCUAUCACAUGAUUGGCAACCAUUGCCUUUACAAUCUGCCCCGUAGAAAAUUACUUCCAUUGCUGAGGAUUCCAAGCAUUGAUGGCUGUGCCUACUAUGAUUUUUCUCCAACAUCAGAAUACAGAUUUGUUGUGCUAGAUGGAUAUGACAUAAGUGCCAUUGGUUGGCCUCAAGAUCAUCCCAAGACACAGCAGGCCUUGAAAUUUCUUCAGGACAAGAAUCCAAAUUUGGACAAGAAUAGUCCGGUUGGGCUAGUGGGGAUUGAGCGACGGUUCCUUAUGUUUAAUGGAGCUGUUGGGGAAGAACAGCUUCACUGGUUGGAUAGUGUUCUUCGUGAUGCUACAAAUUUGAAACAGAAGGUAGUGGUGUGUUGUCACUUGCCUUUAGAUCCAGGUGCAUCAACUGAAGUAGCACUCUUGUGGAAUUUUGAUGAAGUAAUGGGUGUGAUCCAUAAGUACGACUGCGUGAAGGUCUGCCUUGCUGGACACGAUCAUAAAGGUGGCCAUUCGAUCGAUUCACUUGGAGUACAUCACAAAGUGUUUGAAGCUGCAUUGGAGUGCCCUCCUGGAACAGAUGCUUAUGGCUAUGUCGAUGUCUAUGAUGACAGGUUAUCGCUUUUUGGUGCCGGUAAAAUGGAGAACUGCGAUAUGCAUUUUAACCAUUGAGCUCAUGUAAACACAUCAGAGUGUAUAGAAUUUGCAUUAUUGUCACCAUCAUUGUAGAGAAUGUCUGUGUUGGGAUUCUAUUGAUUACCGGGCUUCCUUUUACGUAGCCUGGGGAAGUUUUGUCAAAAUAUGGAGCGCUGAUGCAAUGCAGCUUGACAUGCAAUUGUUGA
This is a messenger RNA of Eucalyptus grandis, 1779 nucleotides long. RefSeq names its product manganese-dependent ADP-ribose/CDP-alcohol diphosphatase. The transcript is spliced from 3 exons. Gene Ontology annotation, molecular function: manganese ion binding; 2',3'-cyclic-nucleotide 2'-phosphodiesterase activity; CDP-glycerol diphosphatase activity. The record is from RefSeq and is a predicted model, not a curated record. Bases 647 to 1609 code for a protein of 320 amino acids. Lineage: Eukaryota; Viridiplantae; Streptophyta; Magnoliopsida; Myrtales; Myrtaceae.